AUUUUACAAAAAGUUUACGCGCGAAAGAUCUUCAUUCUUAUCGCAGGGAGAAGGGACGCUUGACACGUGGAUUUAUAUAGCUUCGUCUGACAGAUCAAGAUUUGUGGAGUUAUCUUGAGCUUUUUUCACCGUAAUUACCGUAAUUGCGUAAUUUGAGGAAAUACCAAGACAUAGGUACAAUCGUGAUGAAUUCAGCGGGAAGGCGAACGAGAAAAGAUUCAGGCUCAGGAGACAAUUCCUCUAGAACGAUGAGGACUCGCCAGGAUUCCACCAUUAAAGACAUCAAUGGAGUACUUUCUGUCCGCUUUUUGGAUGAUGCUGAUGCUUUGGAGAAGAUAUGCUGCAUCUCCAAAACUGCACCAAAAAUGUCUCGUGUGGGCGAACUGCUGCGGAAUUCACAACACCUUAUAAGCCACCGUGCUGGAACACCAAUGUCAGUGGCAGACCCCGACUCCGAGUCUGAGCCAGAAAGUCCUCCUGCACAGCCAAACGCAGCGCUCACGGAGCUGAAUUCGGCGCAGCUGGAGGUCGAGGACACUGUCCGCGGAACGGCCGUGUUCGGAUUCCAGAGAUGCCACCGACGCUCUCACUUGCGCCGCGUGGCAGAAGAGUUUGCACAAAAGUCGCCGGUGAAGACGGCUGCGGCAGACAUCAAGUCGCCGGGCACCCCGAGACGCGGCUGCUCCGGUCUGCCGGCUUCCAUCGGCAGCGGCCGACGGGGAGGCCGGCGGCCCGUCUCCAGGACCGUUGACGAUCGAGCUCGAUCCCGAUCUCGAUCCCGAUCUCCGCCACCAGCUCGUUCACGAUCCAGAUCCAAGUCGCGGUCCCGUUCACGCUCUCCGCCUCCGCCGCAGCGAAACGGCAGGACACCCUCCACGCCCAAAUCGGCGGCGGGGAGGACGCCUCAGACGCCGCGAGGCCGGGCGUCAGCCGCCCUGCCGGCGAAGACGCCGCAGACAGUGCGGCGAAAGGUGAAGCUGCGCCUCUCCAAGCUGAAACAGGAGGACAUCGCCGUAUCGGAUGACGACGACGACAGUGACGUCUCGCCACUCGAGGAUUCCUCGGAGGACGAAUACAAGGCGCCGAUGGAGGAAGAGGAGGAUGAUGAUGAAGAGUCCGAUGAAGAAGAUGAGGAAGAGGAGGAAGAACAGACGAGCACAGUGCCGCCGGCAGCGGUCCGAGGCCGUGGGGGCGCUCCCCGCCGCCGGCCGGAGCUGGAGCCGGCCGCAGUCAGCGCCGAGGACUACUUCUCUCUGCACAGCGCCGGCGGACCGACGUCCAACCACACACUGAGCCGGCUGUCGGAGCCGCGACUAAGCGGCGCCGCUUUGCGCGCCCUCCUGGACGCCCGGCCGACCGACCACGCCGCCGAGCGGGCCGCUCUGCUGACCGACCUCGAGAUCAUGUUUCCCCACUGGUUGGCCGCGGUCAGUCACGGCUUCAACAUCCUUCUGCACGGUCUGGGCAGCAAGCGCGACGUGCUGGAACGACUGCGGCGACAGCACCUGCGCGAGCGGCUGCACAUGGUGGUGAGCGGCUACCACCCAAGCGUGACGCCGCGCCAGCUGCUGCUGACCCUGCUGGAGGAGGCGCUGGACGUGCCGGCGCCGCCCUCCAAGCUGGAGGCUCAGCUGGAGGCGGUGGAGCGGCGGCUGGCGGCGCCCGGUGCGCCCGCCCUGUUCCUGCUGGUGCACAGUAUCGACGGCCCGAUGAUGCGCGCAGAGAAGAUGCAGUACGUGCUGGCGCGCCUGGCGCAGCUGCCGAGGGUCCACCUGCUGGCCUCCGCGGACCACAUCAACUCGCCGCUGGUCUGGGACCAGCACAAGCUGGCCCAGUUCAACUUCCUCUGGUUUGACGCCACCACGCUGCUUCCCUACACGGAGGAGACCUCGUACGAGAACUCGUUGCUGGUACGGCAGACGGCCGACCUGGCGCUCUCCUCCCUGCGACACGUCUUCAAGUCGCUCACACCCAACGCGCGCGGCAUCUUCAUACUGCUCGCCAAAAACCAGGUGGAGCGGGCCAGCGACAAGACGUUUGACGGCAUGCCGCUCUCGGAGCUGUACCAGCGGUGUCGGGACGCGUUCCUCGUCAGCUCUCAGGUGGCGCUGCGCGCGCAGCUGACAGAGUUCCGCGAUCACAAACUGAUCCGCACACGUCAGUCCCAUGACGGCGUGGAGCAGCUGACGGUGCCUCUGGAGGCGGCACUCAUAUCAGAGUUCCUGGCGAGCUGUGAGGACAGCUAGCUAGGAGGCUAGGGGAAGUUGUUCGGCCGAGGAGCUCGGAGCUCAGUGGCCCUGGAGGUCAUAGGAGCUCGUCAUGCGGGUCUGACGCUCAGGAUAACUGGCUGAAUCUGGGCCUGUUGCGUAGGACAGCUGUAAUGUACUUUCUUUCGUGGAUCUGAGGGCUGGUGAAGUCACACUGCAUUGAUGAGAGCCUUCCUUGCCAGCGAGUUCAAAUUCAGGGGCCAAACUCAGAGUGCUGGACGUGUAGACAAGUUGAUGCGCGGUCGCCUGCCUGGCGUUGUUCCUUGUCUAGUGCUCAGUCAGUGUCCGGUUUUUUGAGUCAAUAACUUUUCCCACGUAUGUGAUGUUUUUCUGCCAUGUUGUUGGUAAAUACAUAUGCUGUGAUUUUU
This is a messenger RNA of Amphibalanus amphitrite, 2635 nucleotides long. RefSeq names its product origin recognition complex subunit 2-like. The record is from RefSeq and is a predicted model, not a curated record. Gene Ontology annotation, cellular component: nucleus; nuclear origin of replication recognition complex. Gene Ontology annotation, biological process: DNA replication. Lineage: Eukaryota; Metazoa; Arthropoda; Thecostraca; Balanomorpha; Balanidae. The transcript is spliced from 4 exons. Gene Ontology annotation, molecular function: DNA replication origin binding. The coding region runs from base 186 to 2246 and encodes 686 amino acids.